This is a messenger RNA of Danaus chrysippus (African queen), 1182 nucleotides long. The record is from the annotation of a GenBank genome assembly. NCBI's taxonomy places the organism in Eukaryota, Metazoa, Arthropoda, Insecta, Lepidoptera, Nymphalidae.
AUGAAGUUCUACUGGGUUGUGUUGUGGUCUCUUUGGGCCGCUCGUUUGGUUCAGCAACCAACACCACUGGUUCGUGUGACUGGUGGUUGGUUGCGUGGUUUUCUUGCUCCUGAUGGCUCCCACAAGCGAUACCUCGCGAUACCUUAUGCCAGGCAUCCUAUCAAACGAUUUCAGGCACCUGAUGUGAACCUGAGAUGGGAUGGUGUUUUUGAAGCGAUAGAAGAAAAUAGCGGAUCCUCUUUAAGUUCUUGGGUUCUGCAAUUUAAACCAGUCUACAUGGCCAGUUUAAUAACAAAAGUAAUGGGACACUUAACGGAAGAUGCUCAAGAGUUAUACAAUAUAUUAUUAAAUAAAUCUGAUUCAGAGCUAAUUGUGACCAGAGUGCCUAGAAAAGAGGGACACAUUAUAUUAUCUGAAUGUCUUUAUACACCCUGUAUUGAAAAAGAAUUUGAAGGCAUAGAACCAUUCUUAACGGAUCUUCCCUAUAACGUAUUAACCAAAGGUCAUUAUAAUAAAGUUCCGAUAAUGAUAGGUUCCAAUCUUGAAGAAGGUUUACUUUUUGCUAGUCUCGAAAAUGACACAACAAUUCCAAAUAUAAAAUUAGAAAAAUCUUUGCCAAAAGACUUGUCAAUACCUUUGGAGUCGGAACGGAAAAAAGUCGGAGAUAAGCUUAGGAAUUAUUAUAUUGGUGAUGAGGAAAUAUCUAAGAGGACUUUAGCAAACUUAUCACGUUUCCAUGGAGAAGUAUACUUUACGUAUCCAAUUUUAGAAGAAACUGAAAUUUAUAUAAACACUAAUGACAAGCCUGUAUACAGCUACCUCUUUAAAUAUAGCGGAUGGCGCAAUUUUAUCAAAUUAGCUAUUGGUAAGACCUUUGAAUCCAAGAAAGGGCCGACUCACGCUGAAGAUUUGUUCUACCUAUUCAGAGUGAUGUGGCUUCCUACUCUUUUUGAAGAUAAAAUGAUAAAUAGAAUGACAACUUUAUGGACAAACUUUGCCAAAUAUGGGGAUCCAACGCCAGUAGUGAGUGAGUUGCUGCCACUACGUUGGCCCGCAGCGACUGUCUCGUCUCCAGUUUCCUUCGUCAUCGACGAGGAAUUCUCCACCUCUCCCCUCUGGUACACGGACUCCUUGAAAUACCUUCGAGAAGUUUACACGAAGCAUAGACGAAAACAGGAUUAA